Messenger RNA from [Candida] anglica, 1184 nucleotides. Lineage: Eukaryota; Fungi; Ascomycota; Pichiomycetes; Serinales; Debaryomycetaceae. The record is from the annotation of a GenBank genome assembly.
UUUAAUUAAUGAACGUGGUUUAGAAGAAGCACGUACAUUAUUGUUAUAGGAAACCCUUUAAUUUUUUUAGAAUAUGUCCUUUACUGUAACUGAAAGUGACAGCACUUUAAAGACUGCCACAUUAGGUAAAAAGAAAUCAUAUUGUAUUAUACCUCAGAAUACGUCAAGACAAGUUGAAUCUACAUUAAAUAACAAUGAGAGAAUAUUUAGCGAAUCAACGGGAUUAGCUAAAUUUUCAUUAUCUCCAUCGAGGGAUAAUCGAUCAUCCAGUCCGAAAAGAUCUGGUGGCGGACUUCCAGUAUAUAUUCCAGUUUCACAAACAAAUGAUGUACAAGGUGUUAACUCAAAGAAUGAUAUUGAAUUCGAUGAUGGAACUGGAACUCUACUUUUACAAGAGUAUGCUUCAAAGCAAAGACAAUUGAAUGAAUUAGAAAGUAAAGUAGAGAUUAUUAAAAAUGAACUUUUAGAGAUUUCAAAGAAAAUUUCCAAUCAUACUAUGAAAAAUAUUAGUGAAAGUAAUAAGAAUAUUAGUGAUAUUCCCACUCCUAUCAACAAUAAAAAUACUAAUAUCAAUACUAAUACCAACACUUUAAAUAUAUUAAAAAAUAAAGCAUCAAAUAUAUUCAACAUACAAACAGAGAAGGAAAGACCUGUUAAUUCAAACGAUACUAAAUCUUUGAAUUUCCAAGGAUAUUUAAAUAAAUUCCAGACCCAAAUCAAUGGUACCACAGCAAAUAUAAUACCAAAGGAUACUUUGAAAAAUAUUGUUAACGAUGUCGGUCGCAAUAUUGAUGAGAAUAAUGAUAAGUUUAAGAAAUUUUUAGUCUCAAAUAAUUCACAAAUAGAUCAGUUGAGUCAUAAAACGAGUAAACUUUUCAAUGGAAUUAUUACUAACUUAUCACCAACCAAGGCAAAGUCUGAUCAAGAAAUUAUAAAUAGUUCUUUCAAUUUUGAUAAUUUAACUAUGAAUGAAAUCAAUCACAGUCUAAUUUUAGAAGAGGAAGAUGAGGAUACAAAUUCUAUUUGUGAUACAAUUCACAUUCAUGAUAUGAGCCAUAGUUCCAAUAUAGUUGAUAUUGAUGAAUAUGAUAGUGAAGUGGAUACAGAGCAGGACUUUUAGCCAUAGAGAAAAUAAAAAAUAAAUGGAUUGUAUAGAAGUGAUAGUGUUGAUAAUUGGCUACAUA